This is a messenger RNA of Xyrichtys novacula (pearly razorfish), 3944 nucleotides long. NCBI's taxonomy places the organism in Eukaryota, Metazoa, Chordata, Actinopteri, Labriformes, Labridae. The record is from the annotation of a GenBank genome assembly.
AUGAUUGUGGAACCAUCAGCUGAUCCUGAUCCAGACUGUGGCUUCCUAUGCAAUAAGUCCACAGCUCUUGAAGGACAAGGACCACCUAUGUUGGUCGAUGCCUGGCUGGUCCCCACUUUCUUUGGCCUCAUCAUGCUAGUUGGUCUGGUCGGGAACUCGCUGGUCAUCCAUGUGAUCACCAAGCACCAGCAGAUGAAGACCGUCACCAACUUUUACAUCGGUACUACAUUUCUUAAGUUGAGUAUUAUAUAUUUUUUUGUGUGAGAACUUGCGUGAGCCACACAGAUUACUCACAUUCAAACACUUCUGUUCUUGUUUUUUUAUCCAUCUAGUUAUAAAUCACCUCAUCAUGUGUUGAACUAUUUCUCUUUGUUUAAGAAUCGCUGUCUUGUUCUGUCUUUCAGUGAACUUGGCCACGACUGAUAUCUUGUUUUUGGUCUGCUGUGUCCCCUUCACUGCCACUCUGUACCCUCUGCCCAGCUGGAUCUUUGGGGAGUUUAUGUGCCGAGUGGUGAACUACCUUCAGCAGGUAAUACUCACUCACACAUGAAGAGCUUUAAACUAAAACAGGAGAUGGAUCUUUAAAUAUUUGGUCACUGAGACGAUAAAAGCACUGUAGCAGUGACCAUCUAUAAUUUUCAGUAACAAUGUUUACAAAGUCCCUGCUUUCACUGUACUUUCUGCAGUACAGCAGGUAACAUUCUUUGCAGAAUAGAAUGACAGCCCUUCACAAAUGCUUUUAACUGUUUGUUUAAAAGUGACAUUUUUUUUCCUCUCUGACACCAUGAUCCACUCUAAACACACGGACUGGUCACAGAACUACCUCUGCUUCAUGCUGGUUCUCUUUGUCCUGUCUUUGUCUUGUCUCUCUUUUGAAAUUAUGUUGUCAGUAAAAGUUUCAGGCUUUUUUGUGCCCUCUACACACUAUGCAGGGCUGUACAAUGUUCUUCAAGCUCUCUGAAGAUGGAUUCUGACAAAGUAGCAUCCAAAUCUAAAACAAACAUUGACACAGACCUCUCUGAAAGUGAAAUUAACAAUAAACUGAAAAUGGAAUAGAUGUAAACCCAUCCUAAAAAUAUACCACAGAAACCUAAUGAGAAUGUGUGAUCAGAGUCACACAUUUCAUCUGCUCCUUUAUUUCAGAGACUUCAGAUUUGAAGUAUUUAUGACAUUGAAAGUUUUCAAAAAUGUGUUUUUCUUUAUAAGAUAUUCUCAAAUUAACGAAAUAUUCCAGGACAAUUCAAGACUUAUUUCAAUGAAAAUUCAAAGGUUCAUUCACGCCGAUCUGCAUAUCUUCAUCUCCCUAAACUCCUCACCACCAGAGGUCAAUUCACAAUUAGAUUUAGAGGGACUAAGUUAUUGAACAGUUUCUCCCAUUUAGCAAAAAAAAUGUUCUUCUGUGAAAUAUUUAAAAAACAUUUAACUGCUGCUUUGUAAUGUAUUGUUUAUGUAGGUAUUUGUCUUACUGUUCAUUGAUAAUUAUAUAUUUUAAUACUUAUUAUUCUCAUUAUUAUCGUUCAUGAGUUACCAAUGGACACAUGUAGACGCACACAUACCCACAAACACACACAUGCUUAUAUUUUCUGUUUUUUUUCUCUAUAUUAAUGUUGUCAGUCAUUAUUAUUUUUAUUAUUUUUUUCAUGUUAUCUUGUGCUUUUGUACAUUAAAUUGUAAUAUCAAUAUUAGGCUUUUGUAGGUGGAGGCUUCAAAUAAGCCCAUCGUGGCUUUUUGCCUCUCCCUGCACUGUUUCAUUAUUAACCAUCAUGUUUUAUGUUGUAUUCUUUUAAAUUGUAAAAAAAAAAAAAAAAGAAUAAAAAAGAAAGAAAGGACAUAAUAGUCAAAAAGUGUCAGUCAGAGACAUUUGUGUGUUUGUGUUUCAGGUGACAGCUCAGGCGACAUGUAUCACUCUGUCAGCCAUGAGUGUGGACCGCUGCUAUGUGACCCUCUAUCCCCUGCAGUCACUGCAACACAGAACCCCCCGUAUGGCUCUGACCAUCUCUGUGUCUAUCUGGAUAGGUAUGACACAGAAGCGCACACACACACACACACACACACACACACACACACACACACACACACACACACACACACACACACACACACACACACACACACACACACACACACAAACUUUGUCAAAGAGAAAACAUGAACAGCAAAUUGCUGCUGUUUACUUUUUCAAUAUUGUGGCCUUACUAAAGUGGUUGCCCUUAAUAAUAUUGUUAAUGUGAUAAAAAGUUCUGACUGUUUUUUAAACCUUUCUUCAAAAAGAAGUUCUGUUGGGGGUUUACAAGCUCCUUCUGAGUCCUCUGAGUCCCACACUCAUGAUUCCUGUCCUCUUCAGGCUCCUUGCUGCUGUCCAUCCCUGUAGCCGUGUACCAGCGUCUGGAGGAAGGAUAUUGGUUUGGUCCUCAGACAUACUGCAGCGAAGUCUUCCCCUCUGCCCGCCUCCAGAGAGCCUUCAUCAUCUACAACUUCCUCGCCGUCUACCUGCUGCCUCUGCUCACCAUCACCGCCUGCUAUUCCUUCAUGCUGAAACGCAUGGGGCAGCCCAGCAUAAAUCCCAUCGACAGCGGCUACCAGGUUAGAGGGAAAGAGAGUUACAGUCACCAUUAUUCACGGAUUACAGAUAUAAAAGAGUUUACAAAGUCUGCAUGGCUUCAGCUUCAGGCUCAGGCAGAGCGUGCUGCAGCUGUGCGGGCAAAGGUCUCCAGGAUGGUGGUGGUGAUGGUGGUCCUGUUCCUCAUCUGCUGGGGGCCAAUCCAGAUCUGCAUCCUCCUUCAGGCAUUUGGCCUCCGCAGCUAUGCCCUUUACAAGGUUAGUCACUGUCCUGUUGUUUGAUUUGAUGGGCUGCACUGUGCAUGAAAUAGGGAGGUAGUAAAAAUCUUACAUAUUACAUACUUUGAUUCACACUGUCAAUCUUAAUUCUUUGUUAUACUUGAGAAUGUUCAUCAGACCAGCCUUUUGAAAUCAAGAAUUCACUGUCCCAAAAUAUUAUAAUUUUACAAAACACUAAUUUAAAAAAAGAUUUAUAAUGCAGGACUGUCAACCUCAUGGAAAAGAACAUUAAUUUAUGCUCUCAGUACUUGGUUGGGACUCCUUUUGCACAAAUUACUGCAUCAUGGUGAUGUAAUAUUGAAGCAGUUGGUGUAUCUCUGUUGGGGUAUUGUGAAUCCCGGGUCUCUGUGAUUGCUCCUUCAGCUCAUCUGUAUUGCUGCUCUGUUGUCUCUCAUCUUUGUCUUGAGAUCACCCCACAGAGGAUCUGUGGGGUUCAGGUCGGGCCAGUUGGUUGGCCAAUCAAGCACAGUAAUCCCACAGUCAGCAAACCACUUUCUGGUAGUCUUGGUGCUGUGGGCAGGUGCCAAGUCCUGCUGGAGAAGGUAAUCUGUAUCUCCACAAAGCUCAGCAGAUGGAAGCAUGAAGAACUGUAAAAUUUCCAGGUAGACUCUGGGCUUGAUAAAACACAGUAGACCAACACCAGCAGAUGACAUGGCACCCCAAAUCAUCACAGACUGUGGACUUCGAACACCUUGGAUUAUGGGCCUCUCCAAUCUUACUCCGGAAUCCGAGACCUUGAUUUCCAAAUGAGAUGCAAAAUGUACUUUUAUCUGCUAACAGGACUUUAGACCACUGAGCUACAGUCCAGAUCUUGGACACUGAAUAUUGCUAAUGUUCUAAUCUUGACCCUGCCUUUACUUCUGCAGCUGAAGAUCUGGGGUCACUGCAUGUCUUACUCCAACUCCUCUGUAAACCCGCUGGUUUAUGCCUUUAUGGGAAACAACUUCAGAAAAGCAUUCAAACAUGCUUUCCCUGCUGCAUCUCUCUGGCAAGUAAAAGGUAGAGUGAGGGUGGGAAACAUGGACACAGAGGACGGUGGGCGGACGGAUCACCACCAGGCACCCAAAGGGGAAGCAGAAAUGCACUUUCUUUCAUCUGAGUCCUAA